GAUGGUGCGGCUACACUUGUGUGCGAUACACAGGUGAACUCGGCCGGCAUACAAGCGCUGAGUCAGUCCGCCUGGCCUGCCGUAAUCGCAAAAUGGGUUAUGUUCGAGCACAAGGUCUUCGCUUGAUGAUGACCUGGGCGCUUGGGGGACGAAUAGACAUGAGCCUAUCCAGCCGGGGAAUGGCUCGCUCGCCGCCAUGUGGGGCCACCGCGUCUGACGCAAAGGUGCCACCGAGUCCACGUCCGUCCGGCGUGGCAGGCCUUCCUCCUCAUUCCCAAAUUCUCCUCCAGCCGAGCGAGCGACAGCCUCGACAGCUAUGGAGGGGCACCACUACAACAAACCGCCCAGCAGCGACACAGACGACAACCAGAGCGUCGGCGAUGUCGUGCCCGAGAUGGCGCCGCACGUCGCCACCUACCGCCUGCCCCGCUUCAGCUCGCGCCGCCUCAGUUCCAGCAGCUCCAUGGGCGACUACGACCGCCUGCCGCGCACCAAGAGCAUGUUCCCGGAGCCGCAGCAGCUCACCAAGGACGACCUCACCAGCGCCGACGCGCUCAUGGCCGACGGCGUUUUCACCAUGAACUCCACACUCUCCGCCGUCAUCGAGAACGCGCUGGGCCACCCGAUCCCGGGCCUCGAAGUCCGCUUCCGCAACCUCGAGCUGUCGGCCGAGGUGCCGCAGAUCAAGGGCGGCGAGCUCGAAGUGCCGACGCUCGUCAACCAGGUGCAGCAAGGGCUCAGCAACCUCUGCUGCAGCUCCAACAACAUGACGGUGCAGAAGCAGAUCCUGCGCGGCGUCAGCGGCGUGUUCCGCCCCGGCCGCAUCACGCUCGUGCUGGGCCAGCCCGGCUCGGGCAAGUCCUCGCUCAUGAAGGUGCUGGGCAACCGCUUCCACAUGGACACCAACAUCUCGCUCGGCGGCGACAUCAGCUACAACGGCAAGGACCGCAGCGAGCUCCUCGACGUGCUGCCACGCUACGUGGCGUACGCCAACCAGAUCGACGACCACUACCCGCGCAUGACGGUGCAGGAGACGUUCGAGUUCGCGCACCGCUGCUGCGCCGGCACGGAGAUGGAGCCCUGGGCCAUGGAGGCCAUCAAGAACUGCUCGCCCGAGCACCACGCGCACGCCGUCGAGGUGCUGAACGCGCACCACAAAUUCGCCCCGGACCUGACGGUCAAGAAGCUCGGACUGGACAACUGCAAGGACACGGUCGUGGGCAACGCCAUGCUCCGAGGCGUGUCCGGCGGCGAGCGCAAGCGCGUCACGACGGGCGAGAUGAUGUUCGGCAUGAAGCGUCUGCAGCUGCUGGACGAGAUCAGCACGGGCCUCGACAGCGCCGCCACCUACGACAUCUGCAA
Phytophthora sojae is the source of this 1362-nucleotide messenger RNA. RefSeq lists its product as hypothetical. Lineage: Eukaryota; Oomycota; Peronosporomycetes; Peronosporales; Peronosporaceae. Gene Ontology annotation, molecular function: ATP hydrolysis activity; ATP binding. The record is from RefSeq and is a predicted model, not a curated record. The transcript has a single exon. The annotation marks the transcript as partial.